GCGGAGUUAGCCCUCAAAAAUCGGACCAAUCAGAGAUGGGGGCUGGUUACCCUUCCGCCAAUCGCAACGGGUGCCCUUCACGUGUCAUUGUACACAGGCAAGGGUCAAGCUCUAGCUCUGCACGGAACACCAGGUAACAAGCCAGACAGACCGAAAUCUGAAGUCCGACCCCGACAGUCAGACACUGAUAAUCGAGCCGCAGACGGUUGAAAAUCAAGGACACUCUCACCCGACCAAUUUCUUCAAAGCUCAUUUGCAAGAUGGAAGCCAAACCCAAUCUCACCUCAGAAGCGAGCUGGAAGGCUUUGCAGCAGUAUUUUGAUGCCAAUAAGGAUAAACUUAAUAUUAAGAGUCUCAUCCAACAGGAGGACCGCUUUACCAAAUUUAGCCUUAAUUUGGGAACACCCUCAGAUGGCACCAUUCUGCUUGACUACUCAAAAAAUCGAGUCGACGAGACCACCAUGAAGCUGCUCUUUGAUCUCGCAAGAGCCCGCAAGGUUGAUGCCGCCACAAAAGCCUUGUUUUCAGGCGAGAAAAUCAACUUCACCGAGGGCAGGGCUGUUCUGCACGUCGCCCUGCGGAACAGGCGCAACAAGCCAAUCAUUCUUGAUGGCGCAGACGUAAUGCCCGACGUCAACGCUGUUCUUGCCCACAUGAAAGAGUUCACUGAGAGUGUGAUCAGUGGCAACUGGAAGGGAUACACUGGCAAAAGCAUCACUGAUGUCAUCAAUAUUGGUAUCGGAGGAUCUGACUUGGGUCCUUUGAUGGUAACAGAAGCGCUGAAGCCGUACGCAGUGGGCCCUCAAGUGCAUUUCGUGUCCAACAUUGACGGCACUCACUUGGCUGAGACAUUGAAGAAGCUGAAUCCUGAGACUGCGCUCUUCAUCAUCGCCUCCAAGACAUUCACUACGCAGGAAACGAUCACAAACGCCACCUCCGCUAAAAUCUGGUUCCUGGAAGCCGCCAAAGAUGCGAGCGCCGUCGCCAAGCAUUUCGUGGCACUGUCCACAAACCGAGCCAAGGUCAUCGACUUUGGAAUCGACGAGAAGAACAUGUUUGGCUUCUGGGACUGGGUUGGUGGUCGCUACUCGCUCUGGUCUGCAAUUGGCCUCUCAAUCGCUCUCAGUAUUGGCUACGACAACUUUGAAUCUCUCCUUGCUGGUGCUCACUUUAUGGACCAGCACUUUGAGAAUGCGCCGUUUAAUCAAAAUGCUCCGGUCAUUCUUGCCUUGCUGGGAAUUUGGUACAGCAACUUCUACGGUGCUGAAACUCACUGCCUUUUGCCCUACGAUCAGUAUCUGCACAGGUUUGCCGCUUACUUCCAACAAGGUGACAUGGAAUCUAAUGGAAAGUACAUCACUCGAGCUGGUUCCCAAGUGGACUACAGCACCGGGCCCAUUGUUUGGGGUGAACCUGGUACCAAUGGCCAGCACGCAUUUUAUCAACUCAUCCACCAAGGAACCCGUCUCAUUCCAUGUGACUUCAUUGCGCCCGCCCAAACCCAUAAUUUGGUGCAAAACGGCCUUCACCACAAGAUCUUGCUGUCCAAUUUCCUGGCUCAAACCGAAGCCCUUGCUAUGGGAAAGACCGCCGACGUCGUGAGAAGCGAGUUAGAGAAGUCGGGAAUGUCGCCAGCCGAUAUUGAGAAAAUCCAGCCGCACAAAGUGUUCAUCGGCAACAAGCCCACCAACUCGAUUGUCGUGCGAAAACUGACUCCGUUCACGCUCGGCGCACUGAUCGCCAUGUACGAGCACAAGAUCUUCGUACAGGGAGUCAUCUGGGAUAUCAACUCCUAUGAUCAGUGGGGAGUGGAGCUUGGCAAGCAACUGGCAAAAGCCAUCGAGCCGGAGCUUCAGGAUGACACUCCAGUCUCAAGCCAUGACUCGUCAACUAAUGGUCUUAUCAAUUUCCUGAAAAAGAACUUCUAAUCAUCUCAUCAAAUUAACCCUAGCAUCGCUGCGUUUUCGAGGCUCAAAAGUCUCACCUUUUUGUUAAAAAAUAGUUGUUCUGUUUGUAAUGAAUUUUAGAGAUAUAUUAAAAUAAAUAUGCAAUAUUGA
Molecule: messenger RNA, 2057 nt
Organism: Cloeon dipterum
Lineage: Eukaryota; Metazoa; Arthropoda; Insecta; Ephemeroptera; Baetidae
Gene: Pgi
Product: glucose-6-phosphate isomerase
Exons: 10
Coding region: 261-1928 (555 amino acids)
Biological process (GO): glycolytic process; glucose 6-phosphate metabolic process; gluconeogenesis
Cellular component (GO): cytosol
Molecular function (GO): glucose-6-phosphate isomerase activity; monosaccharide binding; carbohydrate derivative binding
Source: RefSeq, a predicted model, not a curated record